AUGGCACGCAAUAUGAGGGAAGAGUCUCCCCGCGGGAGCUCAACACUGGAGUCCGGCCUGUCACCCCCGGCCAUCCACCCGUCUUUUAUACAGGUGGCCAAUCCAUACAUAUUCGAACAGACAAUUGAAAACUGCAUCGAGGCGAUGAGCGUUAAUCCCCUUCGCGAAACUUCAUUGCGUCUUCAAGGCGUGGCGUGGAUCGACAGCGUGCGGAGAGCCCUCAACCUUCCCAUUCGCACUUUUGACACAGCAGUGGGAUAUUAUCACCGAUUUCGAUUGGUGCACCCAGACAAUGAGUAUAAUUUCACAGAUGCUGCGGCUGCGGCUUUGUUCACAGCAUGCAAGAUCGAAGAUACGCUCAAAAAGUCGCGAGACAUCGUCUGCGCUGCGUACAACUUGAAAUUGGCGCCCUCAGAGCACUUAUCGGCUGAUGAUCCCAUGUUUGAAUCCAAUGCGCGUGGUAUCAUCGGUCUCGAACGACUCAUGUUAGAGGCCUCUGGUUUUGACUUUCGAACCCGGCAUCCCCAUAAGACCCUCAUGAAGCUGAGUCGGCAUUAUGGACUACAACAAAACUCCGAAGUCUCCAAUCUUGCCUACCGCAUUUCGUCGGAUCUUUACCGCACAUUCGCACCCAUCAAACAAAGCUCAUCAACGAUGGCCUUUAGCUGCCUUGAGCUUGCAGGACGACUCUUGGACCAACGUGUCGAACAAGUGGAGUCCGGACUAGACUAUGCACAGUGGAGCACCAGCCGAGCAGAAAUCAUGGAAACUCUCUUCGACCUCUUAGAACUCUACACCCACCACCGCUCCCUAACUGCCGUCGGCUCGGAAUUCCCAGCAGACCGGUUCCUAACAGUCCGCAUCCCGCUCAACCAAGAAGCCAGCGAACACCACAUCCCGCGCUACCAGCCGUGGAUCGGCCAGCCAGGCAAACCAUCCAACGGCACUGGCGCCAAAGACCAAGAUACUCCGCGACCUGCUCAUCCCUUAACACCAAUUGCCGCGAACGGGGACCGCCAGAGGACAGGCGAGCGAGGCCGUGAUGCUGCCGUGCGAUUCAUGCUCGAUCCCGCAUGUGCGGAUACGGAAAGGCGACAGGUCGCGGCAUACUUCAAGGUUGAAAUGGAAGAAUAUGAAGUCGAUUGGUAA
Messenger RNA from Penicillium samsonianum, 1149 nucleotides. RefSeq names its product putative cyclin. The transcript is spliced from 5 exons. The record is from RefSeq and is a predicted model, not a curated record. Gene Ontology annotation, molecular function: cyclin-dependent protein serine/threonine kinase activator activity. Gene Ontology annotation, cellular component: nucleus; cyclin/CDK positive transcription elongation factor complex. Gene Ontology annotation, biological process: positive regulation of DNA-templated transcription, elongation; regulation of transcription by RNA polymerase II. Lineage: Eukaryota; Fungi; Ascomycota; Eurotiomycetes; Eurotiales; Aspergillaceae. Bases 1 to 1149 code for a protein of 382 amino acids.